AUGCAGAUUUUGAAAAAGAUUUGUUUCCUUCUGAUUUUUCCGCUCCUCUUAAUUAGUGCUGAUGACUUCUUGGAAGAAGAAAUACAGUUGGAGGAUAAGAAAGAUACAGAUAAUGUAUUGGGAGCAUUUGUUACUGAAUUUUUCGCUGAUUCACAAUGGCAGCUAAUCGUUGAUCUUGAUUUCUUCAAAACGUUAUUUCUUCGUCCAACUAACAAAUUUGAGAAAGCAUUGAAAUCAGGUGAUGAAUCUUACAUCGAACGGUUGCUUACUUUGCUGGAACCAUUAAAGGAAUAUGACGUAUCAUCACCUUGUCUUGCCGAUAUAGCAUAUUUCUUAUGGACGGCUAUGGAUUAUACUCGAUCUAAUGGGCGAAAUAGUGACUGUACUAAUUGUACUUGUGAAUUUCAAAUGCGUAAUCAUCAGAGUUAUCAGUGGAUUUUUAACGUAAUGGAUGCAAUGGGUAAGGUACCGGCUGGUAUCUUAAGCGGCAACAAUCUCUGGAUUGGGUCUUGGAGUGCAUGUCGACGGAUUUCAGUUGUCAAAAAUCGCCAGCAGCAGAAAUGGUCGGGCCAGUAUUGUCUGGCUACCUUUCAGCCAUACAGUUCUGCUGAUCCGUUCAAAAGCAUUGGUUCAAGUUUUAUUGAGGAUCCAGAUGAAUAUUGCAAAAGGCCAAAUACUUGGCGCUCAAAUGAAACAAAUAAUGAAAGUAACAAAUGCUUUACUUUAAUUCCACUUCUCAACUAUGGGGUUUGCACACCAGAUUCUUGCACGAAUUAUGAUGUAAAGAAAGUUUUCGAAUUAGUUUACAAAUUAGCUGAAAGUGCGAUUGGUCGACAAGUGGUGUGCGAUGUGAAUAUUGUUUGUCAUAAUAAUUUACCUCACUCCCAGCUUUCUCAUGAUUCGAGCUCACUGAUUGUGCUAUUCUUUAUACUCCUUAUAUUAGUGUUGAUGCUUUUCGGCACUCUCUAUGAUUAUCUUGUUUAUCAAGCGGAAUUAACGAAUGGAAAUGAGAUGUUUAGUAAAAAACAAAGUUGGUUCCAAAAAGUAUUGUUAGCAUUUUCGGUUUACACCAAUGGACGAAAUAUCUUAAAAACUGAAAAAAAAAGUAAUCAAAUCCAUUGCCUUCAUGGUACUAGAGUGCUCAGUAUGUUCUGGAUUAUCCUCGGUCAUUCAUAUUACUACAUUGUUAGUACUCUAACAGUUGAUAAUUUAUUACCCACAAUGAUCGCAUUUCCGCAGAAAUUUUUCAAUCUUAUCAUUGUGCAAGCACCGCUUGCCGUUGAUUCAUUUUUUUAUCUUAGUGGUAUGUUAACUUCAUAUUUGUUUAUGGAAAAGUUUAAAGUGGAAGCUGCAAAAGGUCGUUCAAUAUAUUCAUUAGAUAUGUGGUUGCUUUUCUAUAUUCAUCGAUAUAUCCGACUUACUCCGAUAUAUUUAAUGAUUAUGGUUCUGGAUAUCACACUGUUGACACAUUUCUCCGAUGGACCAUUUUGGCGGCCAAUUGAAGCAAAUUAUUGUCGCAAAAGUUGGUGGACUAACCUAAUUUACAUGAAUAAUUUUUUACUGCAAGAUGUUGAAGUUUGUAUGGGAUGGACUUGGUAUAUGGCUAAUGAUAUGCAAUUUCAUAUAUUUUCACCGAUACUUCUUAUACUUUUGUACAGAAAUCAGCUUGCUGGUAUCGUCAUUGCGUUAUCAUUGAUCACCGUGUCAUCCCUGGUACAUUUAUUCAUCAUUCUUGCAAAUAACUAUCCACCUGCUCCCAUACUUACUGCCAAACUACAACUAGUACAGGAUCUGAGCACAUAUUGGCCGGAUGUGUAUGUGAAACCAUAUAUUCGUUGCAAUCCGUAUAUAAUUGGCAUAUUGAUGGGAUACGCAUUACAUAAAUGUGCACUUCGGCCCACAUUUUCUAGGUGGAAAGUAAUAGCAGGUUGGGCGCUGUCUACCAUUUUUGGACUUUUAGCCGUAUUUGGCUUGUAUAAUUAUGCACGUACAGGCGAUAUAUCAGAUGCGGUACGUAUUAUUUAUGCUUUAUUCGGACGUAAUGCAUAUGCAUUAAGUUUAGCAUGGGUUACUUUUGCAUGCGCUACUGGAUAUGGAGGAGCAGUAAAUGAUAUAUUAGGUUGGCGAGCUUGGAUACCAUUAAGUCGUAUAACAUUUUGUGCAUAUCUCAUUCAUCCUAUUCUACUUCAAAUUUAUUAUUUAAGUCGACCACAUGCUUUCCAUUUCACUACCGUUUAUCAGAUGGCAUGUUCUUCAAUAACUUUUCUCUACCAGUUUGCUAUAGCCGUUGCAUUGGCAUAUUUUACGGGAUUGUUCUUAAGCUUAGCAUUCGAGGUACCCGUGUUUAACUUGGAAACUCUGUUGAUCGAUAAAAUUAUGGAAAAAAUAAAGGCACGUCAACAUCGGAAACCACCACGGGUAAAAGUAGAAUUUGGUAUGAUGAAUAAUGAUGAUGCAGACGAUAUAGCUUUAAAGGAAACAAUAAUGAAAUCAUAUACUGAUGAUGUUGCUUUAAGUGAAAAAUAA
This is a messenger RNA of Cercopithifilaria johnstoni, 2526 nucleotides long. The record is from the annotation of a GenBank genome assembly. NCBI's taxonomy places the organism in Eukaryota, Metazoa, Nematoda, Chromadorea, Rhabditida, Onchocercidae.